This is a messenger RNA of Durusdinium trenchii, 7080 nucleotides long. Lineage: Eukaryota; Dinophyceae; Suessiales; Symbiodiniaceae. The record is from the annotation of a GenBank genome assembly.
AUGGCCGACAAGGAUGCUUUCUCUGUCCCUUCCUGGGACGGCUCUGCCAAAAGCUGGCGCCGCUACACGCGGGAGGUUUCAUGGUACUUCAGGGCUACGCCCAUCUCCAAGCGGCGAUAUGUCGCCACCAAAUUGCUGAGUCGCCUGACGGGACCAGCAAGGUUGCUUGCGAUGUCAUGGAGCGACAUGGCCCUGGACGAGUAUGACGGCACGAAGGUUCUCUUGCAGAGGCUAGCUGCCUCCCCGCUUGUGAGGAGAUCGAUUCCAAAUGCCUCGGCCAUUUGUGGUCAAUACUUUGGCUUCCAACGAAAGCCUCACGAGGCGAUGACGUCCUUCCUCGUCCGAGAGGCUCUUGGCUACAGCGAGUUCGUUGAGGCCUUGGUGAGAUUGGCUGAGGAGAAGAGAGGUGUGAAGCAGGAGGAUAAGGACUUUGGCUUGCCUCCAGAAGAGCCUGACUAUGAGGACGGCUAUGACUAUAACCAGGACUAUGACUGGUCCUCAUGGCAUGCUUGGGGUGAGUGGCCGCUCGACGAUGAGAACGUUGAACAGCCUGAGGAGGGUGACUUCGACCCCAAUGCACCGACGGCUCAACCAACAUCCCUGCCGAGCGCUUCGACCAGAGCUGCUGCUGAAAGUGGUUCACCUCAACAUGGUGGAUAUCAUCGAGUUCCACAGGACAUCUCGCCCAGCCGACGCUCAGCUGGAGUACAACCCUCUCAAUCUGGCCUCGCUGAUGAUCUGUCAGAUCUGAGCUUCGCUGACUCCUUCGUGCUUGGAGUCCUUAGGGGGUUCCGGCUUCUCCAAUCGGCCGGACUGUCAGCUGAGGAGCGUCGUGACAUCCUUUCAGCAACUCAUGGUUCCCUGGACUUUGAGGAGGUGAGCCGUGCUUUGCAGACUCUCUGGGACGAACAGUUCAUUGGUGCUCGAGCUCAGGUGUCGCACGUCUCCAACUGGCACGAGAUGGCCGUGGUGGAAGAUCCUGAACCUCAUCAUGAUGACUGGUCAUGGGAUGCCUUUCAAGCUGAAUGGCAAGGUGACGAUUGGCCAUCAUGGGAUUGGUCUGAGGUCAACUAUGCCCACGAGACUGUGGAUGACAAGGUCGACCAGGCCGAGGACGACGAUGAGAUCAAGGAGGCCCAGAAAGCCGAGAAGAUGGCCGAAUCUCUGGCCCUGGAAGCUCAACGAUCUUGGGCAGAUGCCCAGAAGGCCACGGCGGCCCUCCGACGUGAUCGCGGUUUUGGACAUGCUGCUCCCACAUCGGGAAAAGGCCGUGGCCCCUGUUUCAUUUGCAAUGGACCUCACCUGUCUCGCGAGUGCCCCGACCGUCGACAUCCUGGUCCUUUUAAGGGAAAAGGAAAGUUCAAACACCACUACAUGACGGAGUAUGACCCGUACAUGAUGGAGGACUUCAUGAUGGGCAAGAAGGGUGGCAAGAAAGGAAAGCAAUCUCAUUGGUUGGAGGCCCAAGCCUGGCACAAAGGCAAGGGCAGCCCGACACGCUUCAAAGGUAAAGGUCCUAGCCCUCGACCACCUGUCAAUGCCUACAACUCUGAAGUCUUCUUCGGUGGCCUUGAGAUGCAGGCCCAAGAGGCCGGAGCGCCACAGCCUGCGCCUUCUUUGCCGGCAACACAUGGUUUGCUGGAUUGCGGGGCGACGGCGUCUGCCGGUCCCCAGUUGGCCGUAGAGAACUUGGUUUCUGCAAUCCUUGCCAAGGACAGCAAGGCAGUGAUUCAAGUCCGCAAGGAUGAUAGCCUUUCAAUUCGACGUCCCCUGAUCGCUCUUGCCAUGUCCCGCAACCGAGCUGCUCUCACAGAGAAGGAGGGGAACCUGAUUUGGGACAUACGCGGCGGCGCAGCCGAUCUCCGGGAGCGCCUGACGGGCAGCCCGGACAAGCAGGAGCCUCGACCUUUCGACGAGGGCCGUGCAGUGGGACCGGACAAUCGCGAUCCGAGGUGGAGUCCGGAUCAAUGGCCAUGCUACGGGGAGCACAUCGAGGACACCUGGAAGGCCAAUCCUCAUGCCAAGUAUCUGCACUGUGCCACGUGCAACCUGAGGCUGCGCUAUGUUCCUCGACACGGAUCCCAUGGGCAGAGCUCCAAGGUGCAGAACCCCACGAUGAUCCUCCGGAUGCUGACGACCCUGAAGGAAAGGAUGAACUCGGCGCGACCAUCUGCCGCAAUUUGCCUGGCCAUGGAGAAGGCUAUCGAUGCCGAGGAGACCCUGUCCACCCUGAUCGGACGUCAGAUGAUUGCCCUGGACAAGGAAAAGGAGCGCGAGAAAGACAUCAAGGGCUACAAGACUGCUCCACCGUCCAAGGGUGCAUCCAAAAGCAAGGCCGCUCCGUCAAGUUUGACCUCGAGCUGGGACGUGGUACCGACCACACCACCGAGCCCGCACAAGGAUCCUCGGAAGAAGACAUUCCGGGAGCUCGACCUGGAGGACCUGCUGAAGGAGGAGGAGAUGCAGCAACUCAUGAAGCUGCUGGAGGAGCAUGACCACAUCCUCGACUACCACAUCGCCCCUGCCGAGAUCUAUGGCUGCGCGGCUGCUCCUCAUGGCUACAACUUUGAUGACCGCUAUGGCACCCACAACUAUGAACUUCCUGAUGGAUGGAAGGGAUGGCGACUUUGGUUCAGCCUCCCACGCACGAAAUGGUGUCGGUGGUCACAUCUCAACUACCGGACCGAAGAAGGUCGUGCCCAACUGGAAAAGUACCGCCGGCGUGAGAGAAGGAUGCUAUGGAUGGCGGCUCACUUCAUCGAGGAGAUCCUCAACGAGGAUGAGGAGGUGGACAUCUACUUUGAAUGGCCCUGGCCCUGUGAAGGCUGGAACCAACACCCCAUCGAGUACAUCCACAAGAUCCUGGCCAAUCACGGACGUGAAUGGCUCCCAUGCCGGAUUGACGGCUGCAACUAUGGGCUUCGAGCUUCUGAUGAAUCCGGUGGCUUCCUCAAGAAGCAGUGGCGUGUCAUGACCACCAACGAGCAGUUCCACAGCAAGUUCAAAUGUAAGGUAUGUCCUGGAGGCCACAGCCAUACUUGGAUUCAAGGCAUUGAAACUGCCAAGAGCUCCUACUACCCAUGGAGACUAUGCAAAUCCAUCGCUUUGGCCUGGCGACAGGAGUAUGUGUCCGACCGGAACCUCAAGCUCGUCUUUGCCCAGGAAGAUCAGCCUGAAAUGAUCACACUUGAAGAAGAGCUUCACCAUUUGGAGGAGCUACCUCAUGUACUACCUGCCUUACAAGAGGAACCAUCCUCGAGCUCUUCGUCACUGAGUCCUUCGAAAGAGGAGCUUCAAAAGUGGCAAGCACGGCUGUCACACUUCCACAAGGCAGCUGGACAUCCCACAGCUCGGAACCUGGCCAGACUGGUCCGUGAUGCAGGCUGUCCGGCCUGGAAGGUUCAAACCGCUCUUGAACACCAAUGCGAGACCUGCAAGUCUCUCAAGAUGGGCGGAACUUCAUCAGGACAGAUUCCACCUGCUGCAACUCAUCCACUUCCUGGUGCCUGGGAACGCAUUGGCCUUGACACCGCUGAAUGGCUCGUUCCAGGACAACAGAAGAAAGCACGCUUCAUCCUCAUCAUUGACCUCGCUACCAAGCUCCGUGCGGUUAAGCUCAUCAAGGAGUACCCUGAACUGGCAAUGCAGCCAGAAUCCUCCGAAGAGAUCAUUGAAGGUCUUGUACAUGGCUGGCUGGCGCACUUUCCGAAACCCAAGCUCAUCGUGGCGGACAACGCCAAAAGCUUUGUCAGCGCCCGCUUCCAUGAGUUCUGUGAGGCAGAAAACAUCCAGCUGCACUUCCCACCAGAGAAGGAACCCUGGAGUCAUGGCAUUGUGGAGGCUGCCGUUGCUGACAUCAAACAUGUUGCAAAUGCUAUACAACUUGAAGCCUUGGACAACACACCAGCUCUUUCCCUCACCUUGGCUGCCUCCGCCUUGAAUGGAACAGAGUUCACUGCUGGAUACUCUGCGCAUCAAUGGGCCUUUGGCGCUCGCUAUGCCAUCUCCGACGAAGACAUUCGGGUAUGGAAUGCCAUUGACCCCAAGGAGGACUUUUUGCGAAUCUCCAAGGCACGAGCAGAGGCUGAAGAGAUCGCGAGACGAUCGCGUGCGAAAAGGGUGAUGAGCAAACUGACCAACACCACGGUCAAACAACCUCUGAGGACCUACAGUCCCACCGACCUCGUGAUGAUCUGGCGCAAAGUCCAAGCUGGCGAACAGCAUCAAGGUGGUCAAGACGCACCUCAAGCCCGACUACAAGAGCACACAUCGAUCAAGUCACCAAAGCCUCAGCAGUACCUUCCACAGCCUGAGAUCCCUAUGGCGGACUACACGCCCACAGAACCACCUGAUCCUGGUGAACUUCAGGAACGAAUGGAUGACGUCGCUGACAAGUCAGAAGCCGUGAACGACUAUGACAACCCCGACCUCGAAGCUCCAGAAGCCAAAAAGGCCAAGCUGGACCAUCGAACAGAAUAUGACCUCAAGUGGCUUGAACAGCUCCACGCAGAAGCUCAACAAGAAGUCACCCAUGAAGAUCUGUUCACCUUCCUCCAAUCCUAUGAAGGUGACUGUCUGCACAUCGAGCUGGACCUGAACUUCAAGAACAGGCGAGAUCGCCGCAACUUUCAGCUGGACCCCGCCCUGUACCUGACCAAGAAGCUGAACUCUGCCGAGGUGUCGCUCAAAGCUCUGGGACCCGAUGACCUCAUCCUCUUCACCAGAGCUAAGGCGAUCAUCAAUGAGUGCCGUGCCCAAGCCACCUGUCUGGAGUUCAGUCGUUUUGAUGACUGUGAGUCUUGGGACCAAGUCGUUUUUGUGGGAAUGGGUGAUCAAGCCCACUCGAAUAGAGAGAAAGGGGGAAGCACUGGUGGGAUGGUGAUCCUGGCAUCUUCUCCCAAAUGCCUGGAUGGAGCGGUGAGCAAGAUGUCGCUGCUAGCUUGGCGCACCUGGAAGCUGAAGCGCCGUGCGGUGGGAUCAAACGACGCAGAAGUGCAGUCGAUUCGAGACCGAGGAUGUCCUGUUCCGCUCAAGGGUGCUUUGGGCAGAGCUCCAUGGCGCUGGGAAGCACGUUUGACAAACCUCCGAGCGGCCCUUCAAGCAUUUCAAUUGCGCGACAAUUUGCGUCGCACGGGCUGCACGUUGAGGUGGGUAGCGUCGGAUUACGACUUAGCCGACGGGCUCACAAAGAAACGCCCCGAGGCGAAAAUGCAGGAGGAGCAUCUUCAUCCAAGGUUGGAUGGCUGGUUACCGGUGAAGUACUUCAUCAAGGCCGUGAAGAUCAACUACUCAACCUGCGACAUCGAAGAGCUGGAGUUUGACCGGGGUGUUUCGAUGCCAUCUUGGGCUGCUGAAUUGGCACCAUCGGGCCCAGGUGAAGCAGGCAGUUACAUGGUGAAGAACCUUGAGGCUCUCAUCGCGAACUGUCGGAAGCGCAUGGCCGAAAUCAAUGAGCUGAAGGCUGCAGCUGACAAUGGCCAGACUCUGACAGAGGAAGAACAGCAGAAAGUUGAUCAGUAUGGCGCCGUUUACAUUGAGCUGCAGUCGCUAGAACAGCGCUUCCGGCAGCACAAGGGUUAUCGGCGAGAAUCAACUCAGGAGAAAGAGCUUCGCGCAAAAGAAGAAGCGGAGGCCGCGACGGUUGUGCAGCGAAAGGACAGAGCUGCAACGCCUCCUUGGGAGAAGGGCAGGACAAGUAUUGAGUCGACAACAUUCAAAGCCACAGACAAAGAGAAGGCAGAGUGGGCUGCCCUUGGGAAGCGAAGGGAACAUGCUGCCGAGAAGAAAGAAACAAAGGAAGUGGAGAAGGAUGAUCCAUGGGCAGCUUUGGGUCGAGGGCGGCUGAAUUCCAUGAAUGGCCAGCAGCCCUCCACUCCGUCUGCUGAGAAGGCACCUGCAAAACCAUCAACACCAUCGGGAGCCACAGGCUCAGAGAGCUGGCGAUUUGGUGCGAAACCGGAGACAACGCCGGCAUCAAAACCAGGUCCUCCUCGCUUCUUCAACUCCAAGCUGCAGCAGCAAAAGGAACAAAAAGAAAAGAUGGAGAAGGAAAUGGCUGCCGAAAAAAGCAAAGACUCAGGCUCUUGGCGUGACCGUGAUUCGAAUUGGCGAAGCCGUGACGAGCAGAAGGACCCACCAAAAGAGAUGGCAAAGGGUGACACUGCACAAACGCCAGCUACAUCCAGCAAUGCCCAGAUGCAAACUGCACAGCAAAUGCAGAGUGGCAUGGCAGGUCCAGCUCAGCAGUUUGGAGGAUGCUAUGGAGGAAUGCAACCUUUCCAGGCAAAUCCACAGGCGAUGACCAUGAAUUCCGGCAAUUGGAUGGGACAAAUGAAUCCACAGAUGAUGAUGCAGCAGCAAAUGAUGAUGGCACAAUCAGCUCCAGGGCACGGAGGAUGUGGUAUGUGCGGAGGGUGCUGUGGAGGCUGUCCAGGUUGCCAGGGUGGCUGUCAGGGCUGUCAAGGUGGCUGCGCAGGCUGCCAAGGCGGCUGCCAAGGCGGUUGCCAAGGCGGUUGCCAAGGCGGUUGCCAAGGCGGCUGCCAAGGCGGUUGCCAAGGCGGAUGCCAAGCUGGCUGCGGCGGAUGCUAUGGUCAAGGCUGCUACGCCCAAGGAGGUUGUUGUGGCUAUGCCCAGGGUGGUCAUGGCUAUGGUUGCUGCGCUGGUGGAGGCUGCACUGGAGGCUGCACUGGUUGCUGCCCUCAAAGCUGUGGAGGCUGUUGUGGGGGUUGUGGCUGUGGCUGCCGUCCAGCCUUCUGCGGUGGCUGUGCACCACAGGGCCAACAGGGUUGCAGUGGCACACAGGGCUGCGGUGGUUGUGGAAAAGGAGACGGAGGGAUGGAGAGAGGUUCCAAUUGGAACGAGGAGAGAUGGAAGGACGAUAGAGGAGAUGGCUCGAACUGGAAAGGACAGGACGACGCCGGCAAGAAGGGUCGAGGCAAGGGCAGCAUCAGUGGACAAGGCGGCCAAGGCAAGAGCAGCAGCAAAGAUCGAGGCAAGGGUGGCCGCUUUGGUCGUGAUCGACCUUCGGGUGAUGACGAAUGGGCAGCUCUAGGCCGUAUGAGAAAUGCCGCUGCUAGCUGA